Messenger RNA from Nilaparvata lugens (brown planthopper), 2158 nucleotides. Its product is annotated as gastrula zinc finger protein XlCGF57.1. The transcript is spliced from 6 exons. Gene Ontology annotation, molecular function: RNA polymerase II cis-regulatory region sequence-specific DNA binding; DNA-binding transcription factor activity, RNA polymerase II-specific. NCBI's taxonomy places the organism in Eukaryota, Metazoa, Arthropoda, Insecta, Hemiptera, Delphacidae. The coding region runs from base 156 to 1166 and encodes 336 amino acids. The record is from RefSeq and is a predicted model, not a curated record. Gene Ontology annotation, cellular component: nucleus. Gene Ontology annotation, biological process: regulation of transcription by RNA polymerase II.
UUCUAUAAAGAUGGCGCGGUCUCGGUGCACUCAAGUUGGUCUUGGUGCCAUGUAAAGUGCAUUAUUAGAUUGGAAGUCACCCUUCUGUAUGUAUUCUGUGCUAUGGUAUCGCAACUCCCCAUUUGGCUGUAUUUCAAUUAAUUUAUAAUAGUUUGAUGUCCACAUGUGACCAGAGAACAGAUAGCCAAUCACCAGUCUCAGAGCACAAUUCAUUGAGUGGAAAAUCAGAUUCCAGGUUGACUAAGGCCAUUGAAAGAGAAGUGUGUGGUGGUAGAAUAGUUGAAAAAGUAUUAGUAAGGUUAGAGGAUUCGUUUGAAGGCUGCAAUCAACAGAAGUUGUGUCCAUACCAGAUGGCGACUGUUAAUGUUAAAAUGGAGGCGGAGGAGGAGGAGGAUGAUAGCAGCCAGCAACCAGCUGCAGUGGAAGAUGAUUGCAGCCAACAACAUUAUCUAAUCCCUGGCUACAACAUGAUCUUCAUCAAAGAGGAGGCAUAUGAGGAGCAAGCGGCUGAAGGAAGUUCAGUGAAGAGUGAACCAGAGAUGUGGCCUUCAAACGGCAGCACAUCUGGCCGAGACUAUGCAACAGAAGUGGGUGGACUGAAUGAGCAUUCAAUCUCUCCAGUGAAGUGCACUGAGUCAUCUGUGGCUGGCAAAAAGAUCAAACUUCACAGCUGUGCUCACUGUAGCUAUGAAACAGCAAGGUCAACUGAUUUCAAGAGACACAUUAGAAAACACACUGGAGAAAAACCAUUCAAUUGCAAGUUUUGCGACUACAAAAGUGCUAGGUUAGGUCAUUUGAAAACACAUACCAGAACACAUACAGGAGAAAAACCUUUCAGCUGCGAGUUUUGUGACUUCAAAAGUGCUAAGUUAGAUAAUAUGAAAAGACAUAUCAGAACUCAUACAGCAGAAAAACCUUUCAGUUGCGAGUUUUGUGACUACAAAAGUGCUAGGUUAGGUACUUUGAAAGACCAUAUCCGAACACAUACUGGAGAAAAACCUUUCAGCUGCAAGUUUUGUGACUACAAAAGUGCUAGGUUAGGUCAUUUGAAAGCACAUAUCAGAACACAUACUGGAGAAAAACCUUUCAGCUGCGAGUUUUGUGACUACAAAUGUGCUCAGUCAUGUCAUUUGAAAGAACAUAAUAUCAGAAAACAUACUGGUUGAAAACCUUUUGGCUGCGAGUUUUGUGACUACAAAAGUGCUAGAUCAGAUGAGCAGGAGGCUGAACGAUGUGCAGUGAAGAGUGAACCAGAGAUGUGGUCUUCAAACUGCAGCACAUCGGGCCGAGACGAUGCAACAGAAGUGGGUGGACUGAAUGAGCAUUCAAUCUCUCCAGUGGAAAAGUGCACUAAGUCAUCUGUGACUGGCAAAAAGAUCAAGCUCUACAGCUGUGCUCACUGUAGCUUUAAGACACCAUGGUUUAGUAAUUUGAAGAGACACAUUCGAAAACACACUGGAGAAAAACCUUUCAGCUGCGGUUUUUGUGACUUCAAAAGUGCUGAUUCUGAUCAUCUGAAAAAUCAUAUCACAACACAUACUGGAGAAAAACCUUUCAGCUGCGAGUUUUGUGACUACAAAAGUGCCAGAUUAGGUAAUUUGAAAGUACAUAUUAUCAGAAUACAUACAGCAGAAAAACCUUUCAGCUGCAAGUUAUGUGACUUCAAAAGUGCUCAGUCAGGUGAUUUGAAAAGACAUAUCAGAACUCAUACAGCAGAAAAACCUUUCAGUUGCGAGUUUUGUGACUACAAAAGUGCUAGGUUAAGUAAUUUAAAAGAACAUAUCAGAACACAUACUGGAGAAAAACCUUUCAGCUGCAAGUUUUGUGACUACAAAAGUGCUAAGUUACGUCAUUUGAAAGCACAUAUCAGAACACAUACUGGAGAAAAACCUUUCAGCUGCGAAUUUUGUGAUUUUAAAAGUGCUAGGUUAGGUUCUUUAAAAGUACAUAUCAGAACACAUACUGGAGAAAAACCUUUCAGCUGCAAUUUUUGUGACUUCAAAAGUGCUUUGUUAGGUAAUUUGAAAAAACAUACCAGAACACAUACAGGAGAAACAACUCCUAGCUAAGCAUUUAUAAUGUUCACCUACUACAGCUUCAUAGAAUUAUAGCUCUAAUUACAGAAGCUUUUGUAAACUGUGGUGAUUGGUGAUAUAAA